This is a messenger RNA of Podarcis raffonei (Aeolian wall lizard), 1481 nucleotides long. It is a transcript of the gene GPR141, whose product is annotated as G protein-coupled receptor 141. Gene Ontology annotation, biological process: G protein-coupled receptor signaling pathway. Gene Ontology annotation, molecular function: oxysterol binding; G protein-coupled receptor activity. The transcript is spliced from 2 exons. The record is from RefSeq and is a predicted model, not a curated record. Bases 402 to 1361 code for a protein of 319 amino acids. Lineage: Eukaryota; Metazoa; Chordata; Lepidosauria; Squamata; Lacertidae. Gene Ontology annotation, cellular component: membrane.
CCGUAUUGAUUGAUUGUCCUCAAGCCCUCAAGUCCAAACAAGGUACACCACAAUAAAAUACAAGAACAUGCAAACAUACUUACCUAAAACUGCAUCACAUAUUUUGUCUUUAGUUUAAGACGCUUAUAGAGUAUAGACCAUUGUGUACUGGAAACAAAAGAGGCACACAGUUUGAAAACACGGACGUCUUCAGGUGUUGAGCAUCUGAGACCAAAAAGCACUCCUAGCUGUUUAUUAUGCAGUUAGCAGCAUUGCUUCUCAGCUCUGACCAUUUCUGUUCACAGUGCAAUCUAGGCACACCUGGGCAUCCUGUUCCUCGUCCUGGUCCUGCUAACAAUCAAGCUCCUCCAACUUGGGCCAUUCAGUUUGACCAGUAAUGGACUGAGCCAGCACAGCAAGAAAUGCUUUCAUCCCUGGCUGUGAUAAAAGAAGAUUCUAGAAGCAUGGAUAGACGGAAAGAGUUACUUCCUAGCUCAACGUCAGAGCCUCAACUGAACUUCAACUCAAUAGAUUCCGCUCAUAUCGCCUUGAUCACAAUAUACACAGCGGUGUUUAUCGGAGGUGUGUGUGGAGUCAUCAAAAUGUCCUUUUUGCUACUGAAAAUGAAUGCUUUAUCAGUGACUACAACUGCCAUCAUAAACUUAGUGGUAGUCCACAGCCUCUUCCUUGUGACUGUGCCAUUUCGCGUGUAUUACUACGCCACCAAAAAAUGGAUCUUUGGAACAAUCUUUUGCAAAGUUGUGAGCGGAAUGCUACACUUCCACAUGUACCUCACUUUCCUGUUCUAUAUGAUUUUCUUGGUAAUCAGGUGCCUUAUCUUUUUUCAGUGGAAGGACAAAGUGGAAUUCUAUAGGAAUUUGCAUGCUGUGGCAACCAGCAUAGCUGUGUGGGUUCUGGCUAUUGUUAUUGUGGUGCCAGUACUAUUUUGCUGGUAUGGGAAAACUGGGGUUUAUGCAAAUGUGACGUGUUUUGAAUUCCAGCAGGAGUUCAGCAGUGCCCCAGUGAAAGCAGUCAACUACAUUGUAAUUGCUGUAAUGGUUGCAAUAAUUUGCACCCUCUUGGGCUUACAAGUGUUCAUGAUUCGAAAGGUGGUGAAAACCCUUUCAGGAUCCCUUUGGUCAUAUCAAGAGUUUCAGGCGCAGCUGAAAAGUUUGUUCUUUAUAGGGAUAUUAAUGUUUUGCUUCCUCCCUAGUCACUUUUUCCGGAUUUAUUUCAUUCAGCAUGCGGAUGACAAGCGACUGAAUUCUGUCAAUGAAAUCUGCUUGAGCAUAACUGCCAUCAGCUGCCUUGAUUUGUUUUUGUUUGUGAUAACUGGAAGUAAAACCCUGAGGCAAAAAAUCAGUGGACUUUCAUGCUGCUGAAACUUUGCAUUCUUUUGUAAGAAAGUCUUGGCGACAAGGUCAGCUGGGUAGGUGAAAGAUAUAUGACUUAAAGAUUCUCAGAAUAAAAAUUUAUAAAUUAUGGGUUGCGUCUGACGGCUA